AGUUGUACAUGAACGAUUUCUACGCGCUAAGAUGAGUCUCAUACCCACUGGAAAGAUGCUUUAUCGGCUACUUCUAGCGAUCUUGCUCUUUCAUUCACAAGUAGAUGGCAAUUAUUUCAAUACCAACUCCAAAAGAAACGAUCAAUGCUUCUGCAAGUUGAAAGGUUCCAUAGACGACUGCACCUGCAAUGUAGAUACUGUAGACUACUUUAACAAUAUGCGAAUAUAUCCGAGAAUUCAAAGUCUUCUAGUCAAAGAUUACUUUAGAUUCUAUAAAGUAAACUUAAAACAAGACUGCCCAUUUUGGGCAGAUGACAGCAAAUGCGCCAUACGUUAUUGCCAUGUUCUACCUUGUCAAGAUGAUGAUAUUCCAGAAGGUUUAAAGGGAGAGAUUCCAAGGAAUAUACAUUUAAAUGAAAGUCCACUAGACAAAUAUAGAGCCAAUGCACAAUUUACAGACUGUGGGCAAAGUGCGAGAGAUCACAAUAUAGAACUUGGUUACUUGAACACAACAAUUAGUGUGGAGAAUUACAAAGAAUUUGAAAGAUGGCAGCAGCACGAUGAUGCCCAGGAUAAUUUUUGUGUAAAAGAAUCCAGUCCUGGGGAAUAUGUGGAUCUUUUACUCAACCCUGAAAGAUACACAGGAUAUAAAGGUGCCAGCGCACAUAGAAUAUGGCGGAGUAUUUACAUGGAGAAUUGUUUCAGACCUGAAAAUUCACCUCACAUUUUUAUACAAUCUUCUAAAAUCAAUGGAAUGUGCUUAGAAAAACGAGUUUUUUACCGAGUUAUAUCUGGCUUGCACGCUAGCAUCAAUAUACAUUUAUGCUCGAAAUACUUGUUAGUCCCGCAAGAUGGUUUGCGAAUAUCGUCCGAUAAUCAAUGGGGUCCUAACUUGGAGGAAUUACAAAGAAGAUUUUCAUAUGAAACAACAGGCGGUGAGGGUCCUAACUGGCUAAAAAAUUUAUAUUUCGCUUAUUUACUUCAGUUGAGAGCUUUGGCCAAGGCUGCACCUUACUUGGAGAGAGAAGAAUAUUAUACAGGAAACAAGGUAGAUGACGAGGAUACAAGACUGGCUAUGAAUGACAUACUCAGCAUUGUCAAGUCAUUUCCGGAACACUUUAAUGAGACAGUUAUGUUUACCGGUGGAACACAAGCGCAAUUGUUGAAAGAAGAAUUUAGACAACAUUUUAGAAAUAUUUCACGUAUUAUGGAUUGUGUAGGAUGUGAGAAAUGCAAGCUAUGGGGUAAAUUGCAAAUUCAAGGUCUGGGUACUGCGUUAAAAAUACUAUUCUCAGGAAAAUUUGAUAGAUGGGAACCGACGCUCAACAAUCUGAACCGAAAGUUAUUCUUUUUGGAAAGAAGCGAAAUUGUCGCGUUGGUGAAUGCUUUUGGAAGAUUAUCAGAAAGUAUCUUCGAGUUGGACAAAUUCCGCAAAAUGAUGAGAUAACGUACCAAUAAUUUCUAAUUAGGAAAUUUCCACUACGAAACAUCACAUGAAAACAUCACGUUAUUCGCUAUGUACUUAUUACUUUUGAUAGCGUCCCGAUUUUCUUUACUAGUGCUAAAAAUCUAUAUAUAAUUUAUAUUACAUACACACACACACACGCACGCGCGCGCGCGCGCACAUACACACACACACACAUACAUAUUGUAGAUUUUCACUACUGGCAAUGAAUAUCGGAAUGCAGUCUUUAUUAUGUAUGGAUCAUAAAUUCAGCUGCAAUCUUGAUAUUGCAUAAGGCGAUGUCAGCUGUAAUGACGUCCAUAUCUUGAUUAUAUACAACAAUUUCUUCCGAUAUUACUAGUAAUAUAUGUAUAUAUAUAUAUAUAUAUAUAAAUUCACAUCGACAGAUACGUAUACCUAAAAUAUAUGAAUGCUGGGACCGAUCCCAUUCGCGUUUACUCAUGUUAAGGCUCCUAGGGAGUCGCAUCAUCCAUCUCUUUUUAAUGACGUCAGAAGCGAGAAAACGCAUGCUAAAAAUUCUUGCAAAAUACGUCGAGAUAAACAGAUAUAUUCACAAAACGACAUUUGCAGUCGAUUAAAUACACCUCUAAA
This is a messenger RNA of Odontomachus brunneus, 2056 nucleotides long. RefSeq names its product ero1-like protein (gene Ero1L). Gene Ontology annotation, cellular component: endoplasmic reticulum membrane; endoplasmic reticulum. Lineage: Eukaryota; Metazoa; Arthropoda; Insecta; Hymenoptera; Formicidae. The transcript has 8 exons. The record is from RefSeq and is a predicted model, not a curated record. Gene Ontology annotation, molecular function: protein-disulfide reductase activity; thiol oxidase activity; FAD binding. Gene Ontology annotation, biological process: protein folding in endoplasmic reticulum. The coding region runs from base 32 to 1447 and encodes 471 amino acids.